Carya illinoinensis is the source of this 1065-nucleotide messenger RNA. Its product is annotated as protein HHL1, chloroplastic. The record is from RefSeq and is a predicted model, not a curated record. Bases 112 to 810 code for a protein of 232 amino acids. The transcript is spliced from 6 exons. Lineage: Eukaryota; Viridiplantae; Streptophyta; Magnoliopsida; Fagales; Juglandaceae.
GAGUGGAUAAGAUCCCCUCGGACAUUCAUUGAACACGACGAUUUGCGCCCCCAAUUCACCUCGCAAUACAAGGAAAACACUUAUCGAAGAUUGAGUUACAGAAAGUGAGAAAUGGAGGUGGGUAUGUCUCUGAACACGCUGAUUCGGCUUCCCUUAUCGAGUUCAAGGACAGUUGAAGAUGGUUUAGUGAAGCAUUCACUCAGUUCUUCUAGGAGAACGACCCAGCAGCCUCAACAGAGGCAGAAGCAAAUGUUGGUGGUUCAAGCGAAGGGAAGGAAAGGAAUGCAAGCUCGUCAGUUUCAGAGGCAGCCGCCUCCUUCCUUGCCCAAAAUAGAAGACGACGGCAACCCCAGAUUUGUCAUCUUCAUUCGUAUAGCUAAUGUUUAUCUUUGGUAUCCGCUUAGCCUAAUUACAGGUGGCACCACUGCCAAAAUCAUGGUUGCAGCCAAGGAUAACUUUCUGGGGAAAUACAUAUACAAAGAUACACUUGCUAGAAAUCUCGCGGCAGUUAUCUACCGUGAUGAGAAGGCGAUACAAAAGACGGCAUUUAAGCAGUAUCGUGUAUUGCGUACAGCUACUGACUUCAGAUAUGGUUACAAAAUAGUGGAAAAUGGCAAUGUGAGAUCUGCCCUUUCUACCACAGAUGUUAUUGAGCUGCCAACGCAAGAUGAGCUCAAGACAGUUCUUGAUAAAGUGAAAGACUUCUUCGGGGAUGCAAAAGAAUCUUUUGGGAAGCUGACAGCUCUGAAUUCUAGCACAACAGAUGAGUUAGAGGAAAAGCCUAAAGAGAAGGCGAAGGUUAAAGGCUGAAGAAGGAGAAGAAACCAUUUGUAUUGCAUGUCACUGUGGUCACGGGUUGUGCAAGAGCCACAAUCCUUCAGUGUACGGUGAGCUCGAAGGUCGAAAAGCUAAAGUACGGUUGUUUAUUUAGAUGCUUAUAUCUAAACUUUUUGUUCUUUGAUAGUUCUGUUUAAAUGCAAAAUUUAGCAUGUUUUAAGGCAUAUACAUGAGAUGUCGCACCAUCUUUUCUACUGAAUGGGGUUUAGUUAAAUCGCCUUUUUAGCA